CUCUUUGGAAUUUCAGGAAGAUGUUUGUUGGCGGCCUCAGUUGGGAUACAAGCAAAAAAGACUUGAAAGAUUACUUCACCAAAUUUGGUGAGGUAACCGACUGUACGAUAAAGAUGGACCCUAACACAGGAAGAUCCAGAGGCUUUGGAUUUAUUCUCUUCAAAGAGCCUGGGAGUGUUGAAAAGGUUCUGGAACAGAAAGAACACAGGCUAGAUGGACGACUAAUUGACCCCAAGAAGGCCAUGGCAAUGAAAAAGGAUCCAGUGAAGAAAAUAUUUGUUGGUGGACUAAAUCCAGAAGCCACAGAAGAGAAAAUCAGGGAAUACUUCGGAGAGUUUGGAGAGAUUGAAGCAAUUGAACUUCCAAUGGAUCCAAAGACCAACAAAAGGAGGGGGUUUGUGUUCAUCACCUUCAAGGAAGAGGAUCCAGUGAAGAAGGUUCUGGAGAAGAAAUUCCAUAACGUCAGCGGAAGCAAGUGCGAGAUUAAGGUAGCACAGCCAAAAGAAGUAUACCAGCAGCAACAGUUCAGUAGUGGUGGAGGAAGAGGUAGCUAUGGAGGAAGAGGCAGAGGUGGAAGAGGCGGCGCUCAAAGUCAAAAUUGGAAUCAAGGUUAUGGCAAUUACUGGAACCAGGGUUAUGGGAAUCAAGGAUACGGCUAUCAGCAAGGUUAUGGUGGCUAUGGAGGCUAUGAUUAUUCAGGAUAUGGGUAUUAUGGAUAUGGACCAGGCUAUGAUUACAGUCAAGGCAGUGCAAAUUAUGGGAAGACACCAAGACGUGGUGGUCAUCAGAAUAACUACAAGCCAUAUUGAUCAAACUUAUUCAGGUUAAACUGAAACUGAUUUUGAGGGUCUGCUUAAAGCUGCAGCUCUGCAUCUAGGGACUGCCUCUUGGAGUUAACUAUGGACUCUGCAUUACUCCAGUUGUACAGAAUGAGAUGCAUCUUAGGGAACCAGUGUCACUUUCCACCUUUUUAUUUUGUAUUGUUUUUGUGUCAUACAUUUCCUGUAACGGAAGUGUUAAUUUUACUGUACUUUUUGGUACCUUUUUGGAAUCUAAUGUAUUGUAAGGUAUUUUACAUGUGUUCUGAUUCACCAUGACAUGGAUAUUGAAGCUAUCCUAGCUUUUGAAAUAAAAAAGGCGUAAUCUAGUGUCUUGUGCCAUUCUUCAGCUUAUGUAUUAGUAAAACGCCAGUAUACUGUUCCCAGAACUUAGUUCAUGGCAGUACCUUGAUAGAUGAAGAGUUGUGCUUAAAUGUUUUUGAUCUUAAACCUAGAAGGCUGUAUUGGUAGUUGUGCUCACUUGCAGUUCAGCGGCAGCUGAGAACUGCAGUCGCUUCUGCCUGGAGGUUAUGAAGGAGAACUCGGGCAGAAAGCCCCGGCCGGUGUGGAGGCUGUGCUGGUGGCUCGUGUUGUAGACAAGCACAGAGGCUCAGCAUAAUAAUGAUGUUGGUGUCUGCAUUUUAGGGCUCUGCUAGGAGAGGCCAGAGGCAGAGGUUUCAGGUAGGGCUUGGGAGUCUAGACAGCAUGGCAGGAGGAAGCCAAGAGAAGCUGGCUGCACUGCCUGCAUGUUUCACUGUUUUUGAAUCUGAGACUUUUCUAAGAGUUCUUGGAAGACAGGUUAGACAGACAUUAAAUUACUAACACAAAGUCUGAAUUCUUGCAGCCUUUUUGUGUAUUAAAAGAAAAAGGCUAAAGAAAUUCCACUAAUGUUGUGGGAGAAAAAACAAAAAAGCUGCCUCUAAAGAGUCAGCUCUUUCUCUAGAGAUGACCAGCUAGAAAUAUGCUCUCCUUUUUUGACUGGUUUACUACUAUUUUAAGGCAAUACCUGCCAUGUGAUUUGCCUGUCUUGCUGCAGAAUAGUCCCAUUUUCAGAUUUAUAAGUACCAAAUGCUGCUGCACAAAAGUAAACUUCUAAUCUUUGUUGCAAUAACAAUUUUUGAUUUUCACUUUCCCUCUUAAGCUAAACCCUGACAUUUUUUUUUCUUCCAAUAAAUUCUAUUUGUAUGGGAACCAGAAGUGGAAUCAAACGAAGUAGCUAAGGCAAGAUGUAAACAGAUGUUAGUAGUGACCUUUUCAGUUUUUUUAACAAGGGGUGCAGCUAUCCCUGCAGGGACAAUAAUAUGCUGCUCCCUGCUGGCUGCUGUUGGAAAGAAAAACUUGCUGUAAAGUUUAAAGCCUGGAAGGCUUUUUUUGGGUUAAGUGGAAAUCCUAAGUAUAAAAAGAUGAAUCAGAUUUUAACUCUGAUCUGUUUUGAAUCUCCAGUCUUUACAGCUGGAAUAUGCAACCUGAUGCCCAACUUACUUGGGAAUAAAAAAAAAUACUGCAGACCACUGAAACGAGUACAGUAUUUAAAAGUAUUACUGUCUCAAGAUUUAAAACUGAAAUGCUUUAUUGCAUACUAUUACUUGUUUUCUUAUGAAAUAAGGGGUAGCAGAAUAUUUUUCUAACAGUUUGCCUUCCAACAGGGAAUUUGCAGAGUAUCAGGACUGUACUGCUGCAGUGCUUGUGGCUGGUGUGGUGUUUGUUAGCUGGCUGUUAUGGUGGUGUUGUUUGGAAGUAGGUUUGCUUCCUUGACAAGUGAUGUGGCCUUAAGCAGAAAUUGAGGAUACUGGUACUUAAAUGCAGAGCUGGCUUUCCCUUUCUCCUUUGCAUGAAGAGUCUGUGAUACAAAGAGCUUUUAAUUGCCUGGUGAAAGCAAGGGCUUGUACAGGAGGCUGUUGCUUAUGGCUGUAAUGUACUCUCAAUUUGCUAAUCCUACUUGGAUAUUUCUUGAGGACAGAGUAUUUUGUAAGAACUGGUUUGGGAGCUGUGGCCCUCAGCUGUCUGUUCCUCAUGCCUUUGUUACGAAUUUUGGAGUGAAGUUUUUGACUUUAUCUGGUUGCUGAGACCAUUUGUUGACCGUAGGGCUACUUAAGGACCUUGUUAAGAAGCUGGCUUACUGAAACUGGUCAGAGGAGCCUGGGAAGGACUGGGUGUACUGGCAGCUAGAAUGGCAUUUGCAUAGGUAGCAGCAGAUACUAAAAACAAAAAACCAAAACCCCGUUGGCUCAUCUAAAGUUUUAAAAUGUCAUAACCUGAAAAAGCACGAAUUUAGAAAAUGUAGUUUAUGGUAGCUACUAGAAAUCAAUUCCUUUAUAAUCGAGUUUAGAUAAGCUGUUUUCAAUAAAAGCCAAUUCCACACUUCUGCCAGAGUUGAAACAUGCUCUUGUAACAUUUAUUUCUCCUAAAGUUUUUACUAAUAACAAGAUAAUUGAAAAUAACAAAAUCUAAGGUAAUUUAUCUGGUCUAAGACAUGCUAGGAUGAAGAUUAAAUGUGCAUUAUUAUAGUAGAAUAAUGUUUCUUAGUAGUAGAUCUUGAACAUUGUUUGAAACCUAUGGAAAGAAAAUAAUGUUAUGUUUUUUUGUAAAAGCAUCAUUAAAAGGAAUUAAUUCAUUGCCUCAUUUUCGCUUACAUUAUAUGUAAGUGUCCUACUAAUACUGUACUUAAGAGGCUUUUUGCAUUCUUGGUUUCCUGUAGAAAAUAAAGGCAUUUUUCUUGCUUAGUUUAGAUUGUGGACAAGCACAUUGAGUCAGUAGGCCUCUAAGUUCAACUGGCACUGUUGAGUAGUUUUUCUGUUCUCAAGAAUAAGUAGUACAAACAGCUGUAUGUCUUUCCAUUAACUUGCUAAAUAAAAUAUUAACACAUUU
Molecule: messenger RNA, 3686 nt
Organism: Calidris pugnax (ruff)
Lineage: Eukaryota; Metazoa; Chordata; Aves; Charadriiformes; Scolopacidae
Gene: HNRNPAB
Product: heterogeneous nuclear ribonucleoprotein A/B
Exons: 7
Coding region: 21-809 (262 amino acids)
Biological process (GO): regulation of gene expression
Cellular component (GO): nucleoplasm
Molecular function (GO): RNA binding
Source: RefSeq, a predicted model, not a curated record